Messenger RNA from Diaporthe citri, 1494 nucleotides. RefSeq lists its product as uncharacterized. Bases 1 to 1494 code for a protein of 497 amino acids. Gene Ontology annotation, biological process: tetrahydrofolylpolyglutamate biosynthetic process. Gene Ontology annotation, cellular component: cytoplasm; mitochondrion; cytosol. The transcript has 4 exons. Gene Ontology annotation, molecular function: tetrahydrofolylpolyglutamate synthase activity; ATP binding. Lineage: Eukaryota; Fungi; Ascomycota; Sordariomycetes; Diaporthales; Diaporthaceae. The record is from RefSeq and is a predicted model, not a curated record.
AUGAGCAGCAGCACCGCCCCAGGGAGGACCUACGAGGAUGCCAUCGACGCCCUCAACACUUUCCAGACGCCCUUCGCCGUCAUCGAGGCCCGCCGCAAGGCCGGCAUCCGGCCCGAUGAGUCCAGCGUCCGCGAGAUGAAGGCCUACUGGGCGCGGCUGGGCCAUAGCCCGGAGGACCUGGACCGCCUCAACGGCAGCGUGUGCGCCUUCGUGGCCUCGAUCCUGGGGCGGCACCAGCGCCGCGGCGGCCAGCAGCCAGCCGGCAAGCUCAAGGUCGGCCUCCUGACCUCGCCGCACCUGGUCGCCGUGCGCGAGCGCAUCCGCGUCGGCGCGGCCCCGCUCUCCGAGGCGGCGUUCGCGCGCUACUUCUUCGAGGUGAGCGACGCGCUGACGGGCCCCCGCGGCACUUGCGUGCUCCCCGACGACGCGGAGCCCGGGUCGCGGCCCAUCUACGCGCGGUACCUGACGCUGAUGGCGCUGCACGUGUUCCUGCGCGAGGGCGUCGACGCCGCCGUGGUGGAGACGGGCGUGGGCGGGGAGUACGACGCGACCAACAUCGUGUCGCGGCCCGCGGCGGCGGGCAUCUCGACGCUGGGCAUCGACCACGUCUUCGUGCUCGGCGACACGGUCGACAAGAUCGCGUGGCACAAGGCGGGGAUCAUGAAGGCGGGGUGCCCGGCGUUCGCGGUCGAGCAGCCCGCCUUCCCGUCCGCCGAGAGCGUGCUGCGGGCGCGCGCGGCGGAGAAGGGCGUGGACCUGAGGGUGCUGGGCGUCGACGCGCGGCUCGCGGCCUCCGGGGUGGCGGUGCGGCCGGACGCGGCGUUCCAGAGGCGGAACGCGAGCCUCGCCGUCGCGCUGGCCGAGGCGGCGCUGCUGAGGGUCGACCCGGAGGGGUUCAGGAGGGACGGGGACAGGCUGCCGGCCGAGUUCAAGGACGGGAUCGAGCAGGUCGUGUGGAGGGGCCGGUGCGAGGUCAAGGAGGAGGAGGGCGGGAGGCUGAGAUGGCACAUUGACGGGGCCCACACGACCGACAGCCUGAAGAUGGCGGCGAGGUGGUUCGCGGGCGCGAACGGGGGGCGGCGGGGGCCGAGGAUCCUGAUCUUCAACCAGCAGGGCAGGACGGAGGCCAUCGACUUCCUGGACGGGUUGCACUCCGGCGCGAAGAGGGAGGACGGCUCGUCCUUUGACCAUGUGGUGUUCUGCACAAACGUCACGCACGCAACGACAGGCUACAAGCGAGACUUCGUAAAUCACCAGUAUGACCCCGAGGCGAUCAAGAAGCUCACGGUGCAGCGGACAUUCGCGGAGCGGUGGUCAUCCCUCGACCCCGGGGCAAAGAUCACCGUCAUCCCGAGCAUCGAGGAAGCCAUCGACGUAGCGCGGGAUCUCACAAGUUCACUCAAGGAGGGCGAGACGGUGCAAGCUUUCAUAACUGGCAGCCUCCAUCUCGUGGGAGGAGCCUUGGGUAUCUUGGAAGGGGCUGAUGCUCUAUGA